CCCUUUUCUCUCUCAGUAUACUGUACAACCAUGGAUGAAUGUAUGACUGCAUGCACUUCCCACUCACGUCACGACACGGCGCCCAUCCCACCCUCAACCAACGAUACAACCAACCCCUCUCCCUCCCAAGACAAAAAACACACAUACACUGUCUGUCCGGUCCGUCCAUCCCUGUCUGUCCGUCCUCAUCUCUCCCGCCACUCAAUCACUGUCUGUCCCCUUGGCCAUGCUGCUGGCUGUCUGGCGGUGCCGCCGAGCUCGACGAGGCAGGCUGGCGCUGCAUGUCCCCCUCGUGACUCAACUGGCGCUGCAACUGAUCUGCACCCAUUACACACACGCACACACACACACGCGGUGUCUUUCCUUCAUGAUGCCUUGUGAGUGCGGUGCGGUGCGGUGCGGUGGUGACCUCUCCGUUCUCUCUUCCUCCGUUCGUACUCCUCGUCAUCGGUUGGCAGCUCAUACCGACACACAGGACAUGUGUUGUGCUGCUCAAGCCUGAACACGACACAACACAAGACACACCAACCACAACGACCAUUCCGCUGUGGCCUCCCUGCCUCCCUCCCCUCCCUCCCUCCCUCCGUGUUACCAUGGCCGGAUACAGGCGACGUGGAACAUGUGGCUGCACCACUCGGGAUUCUCUGAAAGUUUCCACGCAUCAUCGCCCUCCUUCAGGUAAUCCUGGCAAAUCGUGCACUCAAGGCCCGACGCUGCAACAGGGGAGGGAGCGAUGCAUUGUAUUUGCCGCCUGGCUUCUGGGCUCUGCAACCGAGUCAUACAUGUGAUGCUUUGCUUGCCUGCCUCCUCCUUGGUGAUUCUGUGGGUCGGCAUGUGCUCCAGGAUGUGGCGGGCCGUCGGCGGAGACCUGUUGGGCCUGCACGGCAUGAGAGAAGUACAGCACAGCACAGCACACCAUAACACAACACAGCACAAGACAAGACGACACAAUGAAGAGGAUAUGAGACUUUGUGGCGUGUGUUGUGUGUAGUACACACGUACAUUUCUUCUUGGUCCAUCAUGCUCUGCACGAUCCGCUCCAUGAAGCGAUCGAGCGAAAACGGACUGUCGCUGUCACCGCCACCGAACAUCAAACUGCCAAACAAGACAGACACAUGAACAACCAUACGACAAGGUGUGGAUCCGUCAACGCCAGCCGCUGCAUGCCCUCCCUGCUCGUUUGUCGUACUUGCUGAGGCUCUCCAGGAAGUGCUGGCUCUCAUCUUGGCCCUGGACGAAGUGGCCCCCUGUUGCUGUGGGCUCGUACCGCCACACCCUGGCUGUGCCGUACUGCUGAGGCCCACCCGACUGCGCCAUGAGGUUUGAGAAGAUCGUGCUGAAGGGGAAGGGCAGGCCGUUGGCAGCACCACUCCCGGACCCGUCUCCCCCUCCCCCUCGCCCUCUCCCCGUGUUGGCGUUGAGUCGCACGACCGUCAGCCCACCAUGCUGUGAGAUCUCAGGACCGCUGCCAGGCGGUGGCCUGUGUGGGGUGGGGGGGACGACACACAAAAGCAUAUAUCAAUGACAGACACACAUCGAUGUGAUUGAUGUAGGUGUCACUCUCGUCCAGACAUCUGGAGCAUGAGCUCACAUGUGCUGCGAGAAGGCAGAGAGCAGUUGGUGGAUGUUCGAUGGCGCUGGGAUGUCGCCGCCACUCCCCGCCAUCUGUGCGGGCUGUGACGGCUGCUGUGGCGGGGGUGGUGCUUGUGGCGCCUCUGGUUCGUGCUGCACAGGCUGUGUGGAUGCCGCCAUCGCACGUGAAAAAAGACUCAGCAGUGAGCCGAAGGGCAAACCACCACCGGGAGCAGCUGGAGAAUCCCCUGGUGCCGUGGCGGCCUCGUCCAGUUCCUCCACGAACCCCUCGCCACAUGUGUCGCAUACCACAUCACCUGAGGAGAGAGGAAGGCAACGCGCAAGCAUCCAUGCGUCUUCCUGCCUGCCUGUGUUGGUGGGUGUGUGUUUCAAACGCGUACCGGUAUCGGUUGUGUGGACAGACGCUCGCGUGUCACACGUGUGACAAAAGAAAGCCAUUCUCUCACACGCAGCCACGGAUAGAGAUUGAGCGACGAUUGAUC
This is a messenger RNA of Vitrella brassicaformis, 2075 nucleotides long. The record is from the annotation of a GenBank genome assembly. Lineage: Eukaryota; Vitrellaceae.